AUUCGUCAUUUGAAAAUUUGAGUUGUUGCUCAGCUAAAUUCUCAGCAUUAAUUUCUCCGUCUGAUGAUUUCUCAAUUCAAACACAUCUUCUUCACCGCUUCUCUUCGAAAAUUUCCCCAUUUUCCAUCAAUUUUCCCUCUUCCACACCUCAAAGCUUACUCAGCAUCACAAGUACUCGGAGGAAAAAUGGAAUCGGAAGCACCUGACCGGACUCUUCUUCUACUCGCCGGAAAAUCAAAUGAGGAGAACGAUGUGGCAAAGGUAUUAAAGGAUAACAAUACUCUUCAACUGCGUAAAAAUGGUGAAGAAGUUGAGGUUAUUCUGCCUUCCGAGGUCGAAACGACAUUUGAAGAUGACGCGUUUCAAAUUGGAGAAUACUUUAACUCCCUUUCGACUAAGCGUUUUGGGAGACUACUCAUUUAUUCUCCCAAAUUGUCGUCAACUCAUGAUGUUAUUUCACAAAAUAACUCUGACUUACCAGUUGGGACAGUGUGUGUUGCUGAUGUGCAACUGAAAGGGAGAGGACGUUCGAGUAAUUUGUGGCAAUCACCAAAGGGUUGCCUUUUGUUUUCAUUUUCAAUACAAAUGGAGGACGGUAGAGUGGUGCCGCAUUUGCAGUAUGUAGUCUGUCUUGCUAUGACAGAGGCCAUUAAGGCUAUCUGUUUGGAAAAGGGCAUGCCACAUCUCGAUGUUCGAAUAAAGUGGCCAAAUGAUCUCUAUUUAGGUGGCCUUAAAGUGGGAGGCAUCCUAAGCACAUCGGUAUAUAGGUCAAAGAAGUUCUAUGUUAGUGCUGGAGUUGGAUUGAAUGUGGGGAACGAGAAGCCUACUACAUGCUUAAAUGCUACUUUGAAGAGAGUGAAUCCUCUCUCACGUGAGUUGAAAAGAGAAGAUAUCAUUGCAGCCUUUUUCAAUAAAUUUGAGAACCUUUAUGAUGUUUUCUUAAAACAAGGAUUUCAAGCUCUUGAAGAGUUGUACUAUCAGACUUGGUUACACAGUGGACAGAGGGUUAUUGUGCAGGAGAGAAGCGAUGAUCAGGACCAAUUCGUUGAAAAUGUAGUCACCAUUCAGGGUUUGACAUCCUCAGGGUAUUUAUUAGGAAUCACAGAUGAUGGUCAAAUGUGUGAGUUACACCCAGAUGGCAACAGUUUUGACUUCUUCAAAGGACUUAUCAAAAGAAAAAUGAGCUGAAAAGAGAUUCAUGUUAGGUGACUUCUUAUCAAAUGAGUUUAUCCUCUUUUCUGUUUACUUUUACUUCACGUAUUCUCUUUUUAUUUGCUGAUUCUGUUGCACAUAAAGUCAUUUCUCUAAAUUGUAUUUUAUUUUAUUUUAAAAUAGGAACUAAGAUUGCAGUAUAUUGAUUUUCUUUACUGAAGAAAACGUCAUUAUUUCAACCAAACAUUAAGAAAAAGAUUUACGUUUUGUCUUCACUUUUUACAA
Messenger RNA from Solanum lycopersicum (tomato), 1437 nucleotides. Its product is annotated as biotin--protein ligase 2-like. Gene Ontology annotation, cellular component: cytoplasm. Gene Ontology annotation, molecular function: biotin--[biotin carboxyl-carrier protein] ligase activity. Gene Ontology annotation, biological process: protein modification process. NCBI's taxonomy places the organism in Eukaryota, Viridiplantae, Streptophyta, Magnoliopsida, Solanales, Solanaceae. The record is from RefSeq and is a predicted model, not a curated record.